GAGAGAGAGGAGGGUGCUGGGAGCUGAAGCCCCACCUUUCAUUCCUGAGAAGUGUACAGACGUUUGGGGAUGAGUCACAGGCUCCGGUGCGCCGGAUUCCCAAAGGUGAGGGACUGAGUCCUCUGUUCUGGAAAACGCGGGGCUCGCGCCUCCCAGAGUGGCCUUGGCUGGUGUGUGGAGCCCUGGGUCUGCCCGGUCUGGUCUCUGGGGCCAGGGCUGGCUUUCCCUCAUGUAUGGCAAGAGCCCUACACGCGCGGUACUGCUUCUCUUUGGCAUCUGGCUCACAGCUCUCUGGCCGAUAGCAGCUGUGGAAAUUUACACGUCCCGCGUCCUAGAGGGUGUCAACGGGACAGAUAUUCGGUUAAAAUGCACUUUUGCCAGCUUUGCCCCUGUGGGUGACUCACUAACAGUGACUUGGAAUUUUCGCCCUCAAAAUGGGGGACCUGAGCAGUUUGUAUUCUACUUCCAUGUGGAUCCCUUCAAACCUAUGAGUGGACAUUUUAAGGAUCGGGUGGUCUGGGAUGGGAACCCUGACCGCUACGAUGUCUCUAUCAUUCUCUGGAAGCUGCAGUUUGAUGACAAUGGGACGUACACCUGCCAGGUGAAGAACCCACCUGAUGUUGAUGGGCUGAUCGGGGAGAUUCGGCUCAGCGUCGUGCACACUGCUAGCUUCUCUGAGAUGUACUUCCUGGCUCUGGUCAUCGGCUCUGCCAGUGCACUGAUGAUCAUAGUAGUGAUUGCUGUGGUCCUCUUCCAGCAUUUCCGGAAAAAUCGAUGGGCUAAAAGAGCUCAUAAAGUAGUAGAGAUGAAAUCGAAAGAAGAGGAAAAGCUCAACCAGGAAAAAAAGGUCUCUGUUUAUUUAGAAGACAUAGACUAACAUUCUUAGAUGGAAGUCUGAAGAUUUCCAAGAAUAAGAAUCCUAGGAUACUCUGAAGUUAAUGGAAGCUUUUCUUUGACUUUUCUAGUUGGGGCCGGUCUUCCAACCAGCUCUGCAGUAGAUAACAACCCAACUGAGCAAGAUCCCUCUGAGCCAGCGACCCCUCUGGUCUCUUUGAGCAGAUAAUAGCACACACAGUCCCACAUUAAGGUUUUAUUUAAUUUCAGAGUGUAACUAUUUCUCAAAUGUUCAUUGACUUUAUAUACAAAGAAACUACAUUUCUGCCCUUGGAUAUGAUGUGUAUACAGAUGUUGGCACCAAGUGGGAUAAAAAUCAACUUCUUGUCAUAUUUCAUUUUUUUAGAGCAGCAUUUUUGCUACUAAAGUUCAUGUAUUUACUCUUUCCUUCUCACAUUCCUGUUCAAUAAGUGAGCUAAUUCUUCCAGCUGUUUUUAAUUUAUUAACAGAAAAUUCUAUAUUCAAACUGUUAAGCAACAGUUUGAUUUUUAUGGCUCUUCUUAAAUAUGGGAUAUUAUCAUUUUAUUGAAUUUCUUUCGCUAUCCCAGUUUUUUUUUUUCCUGUCAAAUGACAAAGUUUACAAUAACACAAGUAUAAAUCACAAAGUCGAAAAGGCUAGAUAAAGGCUAACAGAUUGACAAAUGCCACCUCUGCCAGUAUGGUCUGUCACCUUUUUUUCUGUGUUACUUAAAAAAAUCUGCUGUGAGGAUCUUUCAGUAAUCUAUAACAGCAACAGAGCUAAGUUUAUGCUCUGAGACUACUAUACUUGUCAACUGGAAACAUUAAACAGUUAAAUAUGAAGAUUGUGAAAUAGACUAGUACAACUUUGAAAAUAUAGGGUUGGUGAGAAAAAUCAACCCUAAAUAUUGAUAAUUGUGUACAGUGCUAUACAGAGCUCUGAGAACUGAAAGAAAUUAUUUAAAUUGCCUCUCUCUCUCUGUUUUAAUUCACUGCUGGAGGAUUUGGUGUGGAACAAAAAAAGCCAGACUAACAAAAUGAAACACACUUCUUUUUUCCUUAUGCGUAGAUAACACAAACUUAAACGUGGGCGACAGCCCGUUACUCUUCAGUGUGACUCUUCAGUGUCUUUCCAAACUCAAGCUGCAGCAGCAAUCAUUCAAAUGAUAGAAAACAUUUAAAAGUGUAGAGCCCUCAAAAAUCUCUACAGUUUUCACUGGCUGAGCUGAACAUGUUUUUAAAAACUGGGGUUAUCAAAUAGGUUAUUUGUACUUAAAAGUACUGAACUUUAACAAUUACCCAAAACAUAAAAAAAGCUAUAAUUUACAAUAUAAAUCUUGAUUCUGAAACAUGUUUCAUACCUGAAUCAUUUAGCUUUUUUAUACUGUCUAAAAAAGUAAAACUUCAAUACCCAACUUAGGAACUAAAAAUUAAAAAUCCAUAUUUUUAAUUCACAUUUUCUACUUUUUUCAUAAUUCAACUUUUGAAAAUGUAAUCACUGGCUAUUUUUUCAAUCAGUUGGCUUGGGCAAUGUUCCAUAGUGUAAUGAAGUAGUUUAAAACUCAUGGAAUUUCCUUCCAGAAAAACUUGUAGUGCUGCAUCUUGGCUAAAUGUUUCAGGGUUAGUAGGACUCUCCGUUCAAUGUCUUCUUCCUAAAGAAAAUUUUUGUAUUGUAAUUUAUUUUUUAUUGUGCCUUAAAAACCUAUGUAAAUAAACUUUAGUAGUAAA
This is a messenger RNA of Condylura cristata (star-nosed mole), 2580 nucleotides long. It is a transcript of the gene MPZL2, whose product is annotated as myelin protein zero-like 2. Gene Ontology annotation, cellular component: membrane. Bases 230 to 877 code for a protein of 215 amino acids. Gene Ontology annotation, biological process: cell-cell adhesion. The transcript has 6 exons. The record is from RefSeq and is a predicted model, not a curated record. NCBI's taxonomy places the organism in Eukaryota, Metazoa, Chordata, Mammalia, Eulipotyphla, Talpidae.